Molecule: messenger RNA, 1216 nt
Organism: Sander lucioperca (pikeperch)
Lineage: Eukaryota; Metazoa; Chordata; Actinopteri; Perciformes; Percidae
Product: chymotrypsin A-like
Exons: 9
Coding region: 1-1095 (364 amino acids)
Biological process (GO): proteolysis
Molecular function (GO): serine-type endopeptidase activity
Source: RefSeq, a predicted model, not a curated record
AUGUCUAUGACUUCCUUUGAAAAGUCUGAGGAGAACUCAGGCAACGCCAUUGAGAACAAUGAUGUCAGUGUGUCCACGCUGUUGGAGAAGGCCAAUGUUAAUAUUGGUAUGUUCAUGUCCACGGCAACUGCUUUAUUCAUUCUCUUUGGUGACAUUAUCACUCAAGCAACAAAUGUGUCAGGGCCAGUGAGGCCAGGUUGCGGCAUUCCUGCUAUCACUCCCGUCAUCAGCGGAUACCCUCGUACCAUCAACGGAUACCCUCGUACCAUCAGCGGAUACCCUCGUACCAUCAGCGGAUACCCUCGUACCAUCAGCGGAUACCCUCGUACCAUCAGCGGAUACCCUCGUACCAUCAGCGGAUACCCUCGUACCAUUGGAUACUCUCGUAUCAUCAACGGUGAGGAGGCUGUGCCCCACUCCUGGCCCUGGCAGGUGUCCCUGCAGUACUCCAAUGGCUUCCACUUCUGCGGCGGCUCUCUGGUCAACAAGAACUGGGUGGUGACGGCUGCUCACUGUGACGUCAGGACGCCCCACCGCGUGAUCCUCGGAGAGCACGACCGCUCCUCCAACGCCGAGAACAUCCAGGUCAUGAAGGUGAGUGGCAUCUGCUCGCGGUCCCAUCAUCACCCCCACUAUAACUAUGGCGUCAGGUUCAACAACGACAUCCAGCUGGUGAAGCUGGCCAGCUCCGCAAAGAUGAACACGCAUGUUUCCCCCGUGUGCGUGGCCGAGACUGGAGACUACAUCGCCGGAGGCACAAAAUGCGUGACCACUGGCUGGGGCCUGACCCACUCUGACUCCCCCAACACCCCCACCCGUCUGCAGCAGGUCGCCCUCCCCCUGCUGACCAAUGAACAGUGCCGCCGUUACUUUGGCAACAGCCUCAGUAGGCAGAUGAUCUGUGCCGGAGCGUCCGGAGUUUCUUCCUGCAAGGGCGACUCCGGCGGUCCUCUGGUCUGCCAGAAGGCCGGCGCCUGGACUCUGGUCGGCAUCGUGUCCUGGGGCAGCGGUGACUGCAAUCCCAGAAGGCCCGCCGUGUACGCCCGCGUCACCAAGCUCCGUGCCUGGAUGGACCAGAUCAUCACCGCCAACUGAGCAUCUCUUUAAACCUGAUCAUCAAUAGGCUGCCCGUAGAGCUCAGUUGGUAGAGCGGGCGCCCAUAUAUAGAGGUUUACUCCUUGACGCAGCAGGCCUGGGUUCAACUUUGACCUGCGGC